Molecule: messenger RNA, 3479 nt
Organism: Dromiciops gliroides (monito del monte)
Lineage: Eukaryota; Metazoa; Chordata; Mammalia; Microbiotheria; Microbiotheriidae
Product: ubiquitin-associated protein 2-like
Cellular component (GO): cytoplasm; nucleus
Molecular function (GO): protein binding
Source: RefSeq, a predicted model, not a curated record
AGCAGCAAUUUUCUAUUUUGUACAUACGUUGUUUUGUAUUUACUGUAUAUGAUGACUUCAGUGGGCAGUGAACAUUUCCGGGGCACUCAGGACAAAACUCAGAUAUCAACCACACAGAUAACACAACAACAGAAACAAGUAGUACAGGCAACAGCUGAACAGAUUCACCUCCCUCAAAUGAUCUACGAUAAAAAUGAUGCAGACUUUGAAGACAAAAUAAAACCGCUUAUGGAAGUAACAGGAAAAAACCAGGCUAAGUCUAUAGUGGCCCUGCAUGAUUGCAAUAGUGAUGUGAACAGGGCGAUCAACAUCUUGCUGGAAGGGAAUUCAGACACGACUUCUUGGGAGACUGUAGGUGGUAAAAAGAAGAGUACUGGAAAAGAAAGCUCAGAAAACAAAGAGAAUAGAGAAAGGAGAAAUGAUAAAGAAACAAGUCAUUUACAUGUAAACAACAACCGGUGGGGAAGAGGUGGCAGUCAUGGCAGAGAUUUUAGAGGUGAAGAGAAUGGAGUUGACUGCAAUCCAGGGGACAGGCCUUCAGAUCGUGGCAAGUGUGGCAAUAUUAGAGGAUUUGGACACGGGAGAGAGAGAAGGAUAGGGCAUUUCUCAUCCCAAGGUAUGGGGACAUUUAACUCUGCAGACUACACAGAUUUUUCAGCCACUGAUAGCUUUGGGACAAAACCAGAAGUUUAGGAAGCUGGCCAGAAUGAUACAGAUGAUGGACCUGGAGGGGCAUGGAAGAACUCUAUGGAGGAGUGGACAACAGAAGACUGGAAUGAAGAUCUUUCUGAAACAAAGGUAUUCGCUGCUUCUUCUGUUCCAGCUGAAAAUCAUGUCACACCUGGACAAAGCAUUGACUUGGUAGCUUUGCUCCAGAAGCCUUCUACUUCUACCCAAGUCUCAGAAGUCAACUCAUUUGAAUCUCCUCAACAGCAGGGCUUUGGCCAAGCCCUGGUCUUCACAAAUUCUCAACACAACACUCAGAUGGCAUCAGGAACUAGCAACUUAAGUACUGUCAACUCUUAUUCUCCCCAGAGUCUGUCUUCAGUUCUUGGUUCUGGGUUGGGAGAGCUUGGGUCCUCAAAGAUGGCAAACCCCACUGGUUCCCAGCUCUUGGACCAAUUGAAAUCUCCAAGUUUGGUCCAGUUCAGGAUGCAGAGUUCACAACAAAACAGCAUGAGUCCUCCUACAACCACUUCAGCUUGGGAUUUUAAACCCCCAGUUCCCCAGUCCUCUAUAAUGAAUCAGUUUGACUUCAAAUCUCAACCUGAGCUAUCCCCAGUUCUGAGCCAGUUGAGGCAGUGACAGCAACACCAGACCCAGUCCAUCCCUGUUCCUGCUCCUGGGAUGGAGAAGUUCUCCUCCCAGGUAAAACUCCGAGAAAACUGUAGAGAUAAUGCCACAGCUGUGAACAAAAUCCUGCAGCUCCCCAGCAUGUCUGCCGAAAACCAGGGAACGUCUGCUCAACAAACCCAGCCAAAACAGAUCAAAGCCCCAAAUGGAGUGCCACCAUCUUCCAAGAUCCCUGCAUCUGCAGUGGAAAUGCCCAGAUCAGCAGAUGUUACAGGAUUAAAUGUUCGGUUUGGAGCUCUGGAAUUUGGAUCAGAACCUUCUCUCCCUGAAUUUGGAUCAUCAUUGAGCAAUGAAAAUAGUAAUCAGGCUCAAAUCAGCUUGUAUCCAAAACCUGUAAGUGAUCCUUUGAAUACCUCUUUGCCAAUAUCCAAUACAGUACAGGAGUUGACCUAUACAACCUCUAUCAUCAACUCUUCCAGUCUGCCCCACUCAUCUCAGAGUCCUGUCACAACAUCUUCCUCCUACGACCAGAAUUCUGUGCAUAGCAGGAUAGCAUAUCAAAGCUCCAUGUCUCCAUCAAAAACAACUUCUAUUGCUGUCACAAAUGGACAUGGUGGUGUUCGCACUCAGCAAACUCUAGACACUACUUCAUCUGCUACAGCACCGAAGAGAACAGAAACCUCUCCCUCUCUCCCGACUCUGGGCUCUCUGCCAAGCACAGCUUCCGGUACUACGCAUCUGCCUUCUGCAACCCCCCACACGGCCACACUGCCUUCCUUGCCCCAAGCCAGUGACUUGUCCAGUGGCUCCCUUGCUCAGCUAAGAAGUUCACUGUCCAGUCAUCAGAACAACCUUUCCUCUGCAUCAUCAGCACUGUCAUCAAGUACAUCACACACACACACACACACACACACACACACACACACACACACACACACACACACCAGUGCUGAGAAUGCAGCCCCACUUCAGCCCUCCACUGCCUUCUCGGCCUCUGCCACCAGCACCUUUUCAGUUGUCAGCAUGGCCAACAGCAUGAACACUACAAACAGCCUUGGUCUGAGCAUCACCAACGUCUCUAUGCCGAGUGCAACCACCAGGGCAGCUCCCUUAGUUUCUUCAGGCAAGGCUCCCCCCAACCUAGCCCAAGGUGUCCCACCCCUUCCACAUAACCAGUACAUUGUGGGUCCGGGAGGACUCCUGCCUGCCUACCCACAGACUUAUGGUUAUGAUGGUCUCCAGAUGCUCCAAUCCAGGCUCCUGAUGACUCCUUUUCAGGAUUGUUAUGGAAUUACAUUCCCUGUUCCUGAGACCCUCACCGGCAGAGAUGGGAGCCUUGCUAAUAACCCAUACUCAGGUGAUAUCACCAAGUUUGGCUGUGGAGAUUCUGCAUCUCCUGCUCCCACCACCACUCUGGCUCAGCCACAGCAGAACCAAUCUCAGACCCACCACACCGCUCAACAGCCUUUUCUCAACCCCACGCUGCCUCCUGGCUACAGCUACACCUGCCUCCCCUACUACACCAGUGUACCCAGUGCCUUCCAGUAUGGGUUGACCAUGUUUGUCCCUCCUGCUUCAGCUAAACAGCAUGGAGUGAAUCUGAACACCGCCACUGCCCCCUUUCAGCAGGCCAAUGCUUAUGGCUAGCACAGCUACGGAGCAGAUUAUGAUGACUUGACCCAGGGGACAGCAGCUAGGGAUUAUAGCAAAGGAGCCUACAGUGGUUCAUCACCAACACAAAACAAGUCUGCUGGUUCUGGACCUAGAAAAGGGGUGUCAGUGACCUCAAGUAAUACAGGUGUGCCUGACAUAGCUGGUUCCACGUACAAGACUCAGACAUUUGACAAACAGGGAUUCCAUGUGGGCACCCCACCACCAUUCAGCGUGCCCUCAGCCCUGGGCUCCACAAGCCCACUGACCCCUGGUGCCACCCUGGGUUAUUCCCUGGCCCUGUUCCUGCAUAUCCUGCCUGCCCACCGGCAGCCCCAUUCCCAGAUGCUAUAUCACCACCUCCAACAGGACGGGCAGGGUGGCUCUGGCCAGCGUAGCCAACCCAGCACCCUGCAGCCAAAGUCUCAGGCCACCAAACCCACCUAUGGCAGUUCUCCGUACUGGACAAAAUGAGCCCCCUGGGGGGGGAGGGGGAAGACACUGGACCUGAGAGGAAAACCAACACAGAGACCCAU